AUGAAGAUGCAAGAAGACGACGACGACGGGCCGCCGCCGGGGUUUCAAUGCAUCAUCAGCAGACAGCCGCCGCCACAAUCCCAACCAGCUGAAGAAAUUAACAAAGAAGAAGAAGAUGAAGAAGAUGAAGAUGAGGGCCCACCUCCUGGAUUUGAACCAGUUGCUCCAAAUUCCUCGUCUCCGCCACCUUCUUCUUCUGAUAUGGAAGGAAAGAACAAAGAAGAUGAGAUUGAUGAUGGUGAAGACGAUGAGGGGCCACCACCAGGUUGGGAGUUUGGUGCUCUCAUGAAUCAAUUGCCAAAACCAACUUCAAACACAACAUCUGAUAUAAAAACGGAGAGCAAUGAAGAGUUGGAUGAAGGGCCUCCACCUGGUUGGGAAACCGUGAUGCCACGUCAGAUGCCACCACCAUGCACACCUCCCUUACAAUCAUCAUCAUCCAUGUCUCCUAGUGUUGAUAUCGCAAGCAAACAAGAAAUUAUGAGAAAUUACAAUGAAGUCCCUCCACCAGUUUCUCAGUCGAAGCCCACAUCAGGGCAUUCUCUGCUACCCACACCACCAUUGUCGGAAGUGUCUAUCGGUGAGUUUCGAAAAUGUUAUAGAAGGAACAAAUUAAACAACAAAAAAGUCCGGAUCAAAAGGCCAAUAUCUGGAUAUCACCUUUCAUCUCCAUUACAGCAACCGAGACCCAACUCACGCCCAUUAUCACAACCUAUACAGCCAUCAUCAUCCAGGAAAGCCCAGCUCGUUUGUGGCACAUGCAGAACAUUGUGUUUGUACCCCAGAGGGGCAAAAUGGGUGAAGUGUCCCAGUUGCCAGGAAGUCAACUUUGUUCUAGAAGCCCAUGAAGUUGGCCAAGUGAAAUGCGGAAGUUGUGAGGUUCUGCUUAUGUAUCUGCACGGAGCUCCAGCCGUGCAAUGCACUUCGUGCCAUUUUGUGACUGAAAUCGAGGCCCAGAAUAGUCGACCUCCGCUCUCCGUUCAGCAGGCCCAGAAAUUGGGUCGUCAUGCAAACUGGGCCCGAUAA
Striga hermonthica is the source of this 1026-nucleotide messenger RNA. NCBI's taxonomy places the organism in Eukaryota, Viridiplantae, Streptophyta, Magnoliopsida, Lamiales, Orobanchaceae. The record is from the annotation of a GenBank genome assembly.